AUGGCCUCCGAGGUGGCCGCGCGCCGCGACGCCAAGACGCUGGUGCGCUCGCCCAGCGGCCUCCGCAUGGUGCCUGCGCACCGCGGCCUCGCCAGCCCCUUCGGCCUGGAGGAGCCGCCGUGGGUCCCGGACAAGGAGUGCCCCCGGUGCAUGCAGUGCGACGCCAAGUUCGACUUUCUCACCAGGAAGCACCACUGUCGCCGCUGCGGGAAGUGCUUCUGUGACAAGUGCUGCGGCCGGAAGGUGCCCCUGCGGCGCAUGUGCUUCGUGGACCCCGUGCGCCAGUGCGCGCGCUGCGCCCUCGUGUCCCUGCGCGAGGCCGACUUCUACGACACGCAGCUCAAGGUGCUGCUGAGCGGAGCCGCCUUCCUCGUGACGCUGGGGGGCGCGCGGCCGGAGCCCAUGGUCUGCCGACUGUCCAGCGACCAGAGGUUCCUGCUGCUGGACGGGGACCGCCACCGCGAGCUGGAGGUCGCGCGCAUCGCCGGGGUGCAGGUCCUCGCCGAGGGCGGCCCCGCCGCAGGAGGCAGCGCCCGGGCCACCGGCAUGUCCCUGCAGUACGUGGCGCGGGGCGCGGAGGACGUGGCCCAGCUGAGGCUGGCAGCCCGGGAGGACUCGAGCACCGGCAGGAGGCAGUCGACCGCGUGGCUGGUGGCCAUGCACAAGGCCGCCAAGCUCCUGUGCGAGUCUCGGGACCAGUGACCGCGGCGCCCUGCAGGCCCUGCCCGGAGCAGCUGGCCGCCAACGCUCCACAGCUUCAGGCUUCAGGGUUUGCGCCUGCCCGGGCCUGGGCGGACAGACCACCCGCUCUGCUGCCGGGCACGCUGGCCUCUGUGGGCACCACCUGCUGGCGCCCCAUCUCCCCAGGGCUGUGCACCGCGGCCCGAUGCUGGCCCGGGACAGGCCUCCGCUGGCCACUGCAGGGAAGAGCUGGUCAUGCGUUUUAUACUUUUCACUUAGUAUUUCACUUUAUUAAAAUAACUGUAUAACAAUUUGUAUAUAAACCUUGCGAUUCAAUCUCUUCUGGAAGCACAGCCCGCCCUCGCUCGUGGGCUGCGCGGCGCUGGGGGAGCACCUUGUUGUGCAUGUACAGGCGCGGGCAGGCACCCCAGCUGCGUGGCCUGCGCCGUCCACACGACCGCACACGGCGC
Messenger RNA from Talpa occidentalis (Iberian mole), 1151 nucleotides. RefSeq names its product zinc finger FYVE-type containing 21 (gene ZFYVE21). Gene Ontology annotation, molecular function: metal ion binding. NCBI's taxonomy places the organism in Eukaryota, Metazoa, Chordata, Mammalia, Eulipotyphla, Talpidae. Bases 1 to 702 code for a protein of 233 amino acids. The transcript is spliced from 7 exons. The record is from RefSeq and is a predicted model, not a curated record.